This is a messenger RNA of Sphaerodactylus townsendi, 3068 nucleotides long. It is a transcript of the gene ERRFI1, whose product is annotated as ERBB receptor feedback inhibitor 1. Gene Ontology annotation, biological process: negative regulation of epidermal growth factor receptor signaling pathway; regulation of keratinocyte differentiation. The record is from RefSeq and is a predicted model, not a curated record. Gene Ontology annotation, cellular component: extrinsic component of cytoplasmic side of plasma membrane. The coding region runs from base 186 to 1580 and encodes 464 amino acids. NCBI's taxonomy places the organism in Eukaryota, Metazoa, Chordata, Lepidosauria, Squamata, Sphaerodactylidae. The transcript is spliced from 4 exons.
AAGGGCGGCAGAGCUGGGCUGAUGACUCGGUCGGUAGCAAUGCACCUCUGCUCCUCCUCCACCUCCCGCUCUGAGUCACUUUGGAGAUUGAGUCAUGAUACGUGACUGUAAGGGAGCAAAAGUUGCGGGUUACCUGGCAAGAACUGUGGACUUCUGAAACAUUAAAGAACAGGAACCGGGACAUCAUGUCAACAGCAGGAAUUGCAGCGCAGGAGAUGAGAGUCCCCUUAAAGAGUGGCUUUCUCCAUAAUGGGCAAGGCAUACCGAGCCUGAAGACCUGUUGGACUGGCCACAGUGGGUUUGAAAAUUCAUUUUUCAGCAUGGACCCCGUGACGAUGGCCUACAAUCUGAAUUCAUCUGCUCCACAUCACUGCGCAUCUGUUGGGCGCAGUUCAAAUCCAGAUCCAGUAAAUGGCCACAGCCAUGCAGAGAACAGCAGCAAGGCCUUGCCUCAGAAAUCAAGCCCGCUUCCUUUCAGCCCCAAAAGCGAAAGGCCAGCUUCAAACUCCAAAGACGACCCUAUUCCCAGCUUCAGCAGACUCACGAUAAACACAAGCAGCCAUUGCGGUGAGACAUCUCCCCACACGCCAAUGAUCAGUGGGAUGCUUCUCUUCCCUCCCACGCCUUCUAGUGAGCGUGGCGCCAGGCCUCUGCCUCCCUUGCCUGUUGCUAAGGACUUCCUCCAUGACGACGUGGACAGGGAAGUGGAGUUCCUGACCAGUUCGGACACGGACUAUUUGUUAGAAGAUUGUGGCAACCCUGCUUUUAAAACCACUGGUCACGGCAGAAGGAGCUUUAGGGGCUGUGGGCAGAUCAACUAUGCCUACUUCGAUGCCCCAGCAGGACCUAAAUCGCAAGAGUCCCACUCCGCAGCUGUCCAAAGCGGAUGCACAGCCAGCGCCUGCCCCCCUCCUCCUCCACCGCAUCAGUUGCACCGGCGGUUGCGACGCUCACAUUCUGGGCCCGCUGGGUCUUUCAAUAAGCCGGUAGUGAGGAUAUCGAGCCAUUUCCACCGAACGUCUCCCUCUUCUGACGACGACAAACCAGAAGUUCCCCCCAGGGUUCCCAUUCCUCCCAGGGCGCUCAAGCCGGACUAUCGGAGGUGGUCGGCCGAAGUGGCUUCCAACUCUUACAGCGACGAGGAUAAACCUCCCAAAGUUCCCCCGAGGGAGCCUCUGUCCCGGAGCAAUUCUCGAACGCCGAGCCCCAAAAGCUUGCCACUCUACAUCAACGGCAUCAUGCCGCCUACUCAAAGCUUUGCCCCUGAUCCGAAAUACGUCAGCAGCAAAGCCCUGCAAAGACAGCACAGCGAAGGCUCGGCCAUUAAGGCCCCGUGCAUCCUUCCGAUCAUCGAGAACGGCAAGAAGGUUAGUUCGACCCAUUACUAUCUGCUCCCAGAAAGGCCACCGUAUCUGGACAAAUACGAGAAGUUCUUCCGGGAAGCAGAAGAGACCAGCUCGAGUGGGGAAGGGCAGCCUUGGAACGGGGACCCUGGCCCGGCCAAGCUGGACUUGAAAGUCAAGGCAGAUGUGGCUGGCCAUGUGAAACGCAAACAUCUGUCUUGUGUAGUUUCUCCAUAGAAUUCCAGAGGACUGGACAGGAAGAGUUAACCGACUGUGAUUGCAAGCAGUUCUCCACGGGCCAAGUAUGGCAGAUUCCCUUUGGACUGUCAGGGAGAGGAUCACGGAGAACAAUGAUAGAGCUUUCCCUUGGUGCUGCAUUGCUCUGGACCAAGCAGACCAUUCUCGUUGGAAUGAAAGGACUUGGAGUGAAACACUUCAGUGUGCAUCGGGUUGGCCAGUUAUUCAAUAUUCUAGAGUAAUAUAUAUGUUUUUAGAAACUCACAUUAGUAGAAAAAAGAAUGCAGUCUUGCUAACAAGACUAGUGACUUAAGCCGAGAACAAAGGGCGGUUCAGUAUUUUUAUCGGAGGACUUUCAGCGUGACGGCCACGACACUUUAAAAAAAAUUUCUGGACAUGUUUCCUGCUCUCUUCUGCCUGGCACAAGCUGGUUUUCCUUUGCCAGGAAAUGCCCUUGUUACUGUUGGGGGGCGGGAGGGGGGAGGUUGAGGAAAGAGACUGGCAAAACCAGUACCAGUUUCUUGACUUUGUAAGCCCAUCAUGGGUUUGGGUAAGGGUUAAGGGUUCUGGAUUCCAACCUUGGGAGAAAUGUAGAUCUUGCUGGCUGGGCUUUCUCUUCCGGGGCAAACCCCCCUGCCCAUUUACUCAAAAGCUCUUGGCAGGAUUCUGUCAAUUGUUUGUUGACUUGGACCAAUAAAUGCCAGCCAUUACCCACAACCACAUUCUUCACAAAUCCCAAUGAAUGGUUGGUGUUGGUCUGUCAGGUGGGGCAACGGUGGGUAAAGCCGUUGCUGCGGGAACUGAGACGGAAAAAGACAAAUUGAAUAGCGGAGAGGACCUUUUAAAGAAAAAAAAAAUGGACCAACUUCUGUUCUUUAGACAGGAAGUAUGAGUGGUAGCCGGAAGUGGGCCACAAGCUGGUCUUGGGGUCUGGUUCCUGUUUUGUAUCGUGUGAGGAGGUGACUUGUUUUUGUUAAGUCAGAUCGUUAGUUUUUUCCUCUCUUGAGUUUUUUUCCUCUCUUGAGUUGACGUUCACCAAUUCUUCUGUUUUCUGAACCUCAAUGGCGGAUGGGCCUCUUUGAGACAUCUGAGGGUUUGUUGAGAAGGGGGACGCUUGUCUCCACACAAUUCUCUCGCGGCCCCUCCCACACACUAAAACCAGCGCAGGGGGAAAGGUGCUUUCAGACAGAGGUCCAUGGUCAUGGUCUCCCGAUGACAUGCAGAAAUAGCUGUUUACAGUAAACGAAAUAAAACUGUUGAAAAGGAAGUUGUGUCUCCUGUCUCCCGCCCCUCCCCCCACAACUUCCGGGAAGCUUCCUGGGUUCUAGUAAAAACACUAAAUGAAGGUAACAUACAUGUUCUAGAAAUAAAUGCACUGAGACUUUAAGGCAUCAGGUGUACAGUAUUGGAGGAAGGACGACGUUCACUUCAUUAUUUUUGGAUAUUGUCAUGUCUUGAAUUUAAUAAAAAUGUACUUAUUUAUGAAAA